UACGUAAUUGUGUCAAAGAACGUCAACUCAAGACAGGACCGGAAGUUCAGCUGUCUACAGAGGGAGUUACAUUGAAAGUAUAAUUUCAGUUGCUCCUAUAAUUUCUGUAUUACUUAGUUUUUAUUUUGGAGGUUUCCGGAAUGUCCGAGACUGAUCCGAAGUCCGUGCAAGACCUCACUGUCGUGGUACAGACGUUACUUCAGCAGAUGCAAGAUAAAUUUCAAACUAUGUCAGACCAGAUCAUUGGAAGAAUUGAUGAGAUGAGCACUCGUAUAGAUGAUCUAGAGAAGAACAUCGCUGAUUUGAUGACACAGGCAGGAGUUGAAGAAAUAGAUGGCGAAAACAAGGUAAGAACUCUGGAUUUCUCAUCUUGUAAAAUUCCUGGAGAAGAAAAUAGUUAUAGUAGCACCUUUUUUGGUUCAAAGUACUGA
This is a messenger RNA of Protopterus annectens (West African lungfish), 431 nucleotides long. RefSeq names its product heat shock factor binding protein 1 (gene HSBP1). Gene Ontology annotation, molecular function: transcription corepressor activity. The transcript has 3 exons. Bases 141 to 431 code for a protein of 96 amino acids. Lineage: Eukaryota; Metazoa; Chordata; Ceratodontiformes; Protopteridae. Gene Ontology annotation, cellular component: nucleus; cytosol. Gene Ontology annotation, biological process: cellular heat acclimation. The record is from RefSeq and is a predicted model, not a curated record.